Molecule: messenger RNA, 2891 nt
Organism: Artibeus jamaicensis (Jamaican fruit-eating bat)
Lineage: Eukaryota; Metazoa; Chordata; Mammalia; Chiroptera; Phyllostomidae
Gene: EXOSC10
Product: exosome component 10
Exons: 20
Coding region: 17-2206 (729 amino acids)
Biological process (GO): nuclear polyadenylation-dependent snoRNA catabolic process; nuclear polyadenylation-dependent rRNA catabolic process; histone mRNA catabolic process
Cellular component (GO): nuclear exosome (RNase complex); nucleolus
Molecular function (GO): nucleic acid binding; nucleotide binding; 3'-5'-RNA exonuclease activity
Source: RefSeq, a predicted model, not a curated record
UCUCGCGAGAAGAGCGAUGCAGGCGGAAAAAAUGGCGCCUCCCAGUCCCCGGGAAUCCAAGGCCUCAUCCGCCACGAGUGAGGCCAAGUCAAAUGAGGAGAUGGUGCUACCGGGAUUUCCGGACGCAGACAGCUUCGUGAAGUUCGCUCUUGGGUCAGUAGUGGCAGUCACCAAGGCAUCCGGGGGCCUGCCACAGUGCGGCGAUGAGUACGACUUUUACCGCAGUUUUCCUGGCUUCCAGGCAUUUUGUGAAACGCAGGGAGAUAGGUUGCUUCAGUGCAUGAGCAGGGUGAUGCAGUACCACGGCUGCCGAAGCAACAUCAAGGAUCGGAGUAAAGUGACCGAGUUGGAGGACAAGUUUGACUUACUCGUGGACACUAACGAUGUUAUUCUGGAAAGAGUGGGUAUUUUGCUGGAUGAAGCAUCGGGUGUGAAUAAGAAUCAACAGCCCGUUCUCCCUGCAGGACUACAGGUCCCCAAAACGAUAGUGUCCAGCUGGAACCGCAAGGCAGGAGAAUACAACAAAAAAUCAAAAUCUGAAACUUUCCGCCUGCUUCAUGCAAAAAACAUCAUCCGACCUCAGCUUAGAUUCCGAGAGAAGAUCGACAACUCCAACACUCCAUUUCGCCCUAAAAUCUUCGUCAAGCCCAAUGCCCAGAAACCCCUCCCCCAGGCACUGUCCAGAGAAAGGCGGGAGCGCCCGCAGGAUCGUCCUGAGGACCUGGACGUGCCCCCUGCUCUGGCGGAUUUCAUCCAUCAGCAGAGAACCCAGCAGGUGGAGCAGGACAUAUUUGCGCAUCCCUACCAACAUGAACUUGACCACUUCACGCCCCCAGACUCAGUCCUUCGAAGGCCACAGCCCCAGUUGUACAGGCCUGUGGGGGAGACGCCCUGCCAUUUCGUGUCCUCCAUCGAGGAACUGGUGGAGCUCAACGAAAAGCUCCUGAACUGUCAGGAAUUUGCCGUGGACUUGGAGCACCACUCCUACCGCAGCUUCCUCGGCCUGACCUGCCUCAUGCAGAUCUCCACGCGGACGGAAGACUUCGUCAUUGACACCCUGGAGCUUCGGAGUGACAUGUACAUUCUCAACGAGAGCCUCACGGACCCAGCUAUUGUCAAGGUCUUCCACGGCGCCGACUCGGACAUAGAGUGGCUGCAGAAAGACUUCGGGCUGUACGUGGUGAACAUGUUCGACACCCACCAGGCAGCGCGCCUCCUCAGCCUGGGCAGGCACUCGCUGGACCACCUGCUGAAGCUCUACUGCGGUGUGGAGUCCGACAAGCAGUACCAGCUGGCCGACUGGAGGAUGCGACCUCUGCCUGAGGAGAUGCUCAGCUACGCCCGGGAUGACACCCACUACCUGCUCUACAUCUAUGACAAGAUGCGGGUGGAGCUGUGGGAGCGGGGCAAUGGCCAGCCCACGCAGCUGCAGGUGGUGUGGCAGCGGAGCAGGGACAUCUGCCUCAAGAAAUUCAUCAAACCUAUCUUCACGGACGAGUCUUACCUUGAACUCUACAGGAAGCAAAAGAAGCAUCUCAACACACAGCAGUUGACAGCCUUCAAGCUGCUGUUUGCCUGGAGGGAUAAAACGGCUCGGAGAGAAGACGAAAGCCUCGGGUAUGUGCUGCCGAACCACAUGAUGCUGAAGAUCGCCGAAGAGCUGCCCAAGGAACCUCAGGGCAUCAUAGCUUGCUGCAACCCUGUACCCCCUCUCGUACGGCAGCAGAUCAACGAGAUGCAUCUUUUAAUCCAGCAGGCUCGAGACAUGCCCCUGCUCAAGUCGGAGGUCGCUGCAGGAGUGAAAAAGAGUGCACCGCUGCCCGGCCCUGAGAGACUGGAGAACGUUCUCUUCGGACCUCACGACUGCUCCCACGCCCCUUCAGAUGGCUACCGCAUCCUCCCGACCAACGGGCCCGCGCCCGUGCAGAGACAGGCAGGCCUCUUCCCUGACGGAAGAGGGGAGGACGAGGCCCUGCUGGAUUCCAAAUGCCUCAUCGCUUCCGCUGUCAUCACUUUAUUCAACGAACCUAAUGCUGAAGAAAAUAGGAAGGGGCCAUUAACAGUUGCACAGAAGAAAGCCCAGAACAUAAUGGAGUCCUUUGAAAAUCCAUUCAGAAUGUUUCUGCCUUCACUGGAACACCACGCUCACGUUUCCCAGGCUGCCAAGUUCGAUCCGUCAUCAAAAAUCUAUGAACAUUAUGAAUAAGAAUAAGAAAACACCUUCCCUGGAUCCCCAUGAGAUGCUCCUGGGAGCCAGCGUGUUAAUUGUUAAAAGCCUCCUUCCUCCCUGCAGGAAGUCCCUGCCCCGGUCAGACGGGCGGCCUGGCUCCCUCUGGCUCACCAGCCCCGCCCAAGAGUCGGGCCUCAGCCCUGCCGCUGGUGGUUGGCUUGUUGUUUUUAGAAACGGGGAGUCAGGCGGAGGCUUUGCCUUCACUCCUCUUUCCCCUGCUGGGUGUGGCGCAUUCCUCAACCAUCGCCCUUUACCAUGCUCACAUCUGCAGCCACCUAGAUGUGUUCUGAUGCCGCAGGGGGGUGUGCUGUCACCGAGAAGCACAUCGGGCUUGCACAGGUCCUGCCUUGCGUUCCAGCCCCACCGCCCCCUAGCUGUGCGUGUCCCUUCGGACACGUUGUUUAGCCCCUCAGAGCUUGGUUUCCAGGGUUACGGAGGGCUGGACGGGAUGCUGAUGUGAGAGCACCGGCCCGGUGCCUGGGGCAGUGGUGCUUCAUCCUCCUAAAUAAGUGUUACAAAUAAAGCCAGCAUGGGACCUGACUCUCUGUGUCACCAGAUUCGGAAUUUGUGACUUAGAAUGUGUGUAGUUGUCAGGCUAGUGUGCUCCGCAUCGCCUCAUUAAAAAAAUAAAGCAUUCCCAGGUGGCUGAGUUUUGGAGUUU